Fraxinus pennsylvanica is the source of this 681-nucleotide messenger RNA. The record is from the annotation of a GenBank genome assembly. NCBI's taxonomy places the organism in Eukaryota, Viridiplantae, Streptophyta, Magnoliopsida, Lamiales, Oleaceae.
AUGAGUUUUCAGCGAUUCCACGACACAUGGUUUGAGCAGCUCCGCCACCUGGUGCACCAGCUAAACCAAGCCCCAAGACCGCCCACCACGGAGGAGCAAUACCACCACCUACGCCAGCUGGUCAACAAGGUCAUGUCCCACUGCGCUGAGUACUACAGAGUCAAAUCUCUCGCCAUCAAGCAGGACGUACUGUCCUUCUCCACCGCGCCGUGGACUACCUCCCUUGAGCGCUCUCUCCACUGGAUCGGCGGGUGGCGACCGACCACCGUCUUCCACCUUGUGUACACCGAGUCCAGCAUCCUUUUUGAGUCCCGUGUGGUGGAUAUUCUCCGCGGGUUCCGUACCGGAGACCUCGGGGACCUCUCUCCCGGCCAGUUCCGUCGUGUCAGCGAGCUUCAGUGUGAGACUGUGAAUGGAGAAAAUGCAAUUACCGAUGAACUCUCCGAGUGGCAGGAUAGUGCAAGUGAUAUAGUGGGAUUAUGUGGAGAUUUUGAUGAGAAGAUGGAAAGACUAGCAAGAAUAUUGAACAAGGCGGACGGCCUCCGGCUGAAGACUAUCGAGACGGUGGUGGAACUCUUGACGCCGCAACAGGCGGCAGAAUUCCUAGUGGCGGCCGCCGAGUUGCACUUUGGAAUUCAUGCAUGGGGUGUUGAACAAGAUCGUCAAAGAGGCAACGUAUGA